Messenger RNA from Brassica rapa (field mustard), 895 nucleotides. Its product is annotated as RNA-binding protein Y14. Gene Ontology annotation, cellular component: cytoplasm; nucleus. Gene Ontology annotation, molecular function: mRNA binding. The record is from RefSeq and is a predicted model, not a curated record. NCBI's taxonomy places the organism in Eukaryota, Viridiplantae, Streptophyta, Magnoliopsida, Brassicales, Brassicaceae. Gene Ontology annotation, biological process: RNA processing.
AAAAAACGGGAAGAGAUUCGAUCGGCAUCGCAUCGACGACGGCGGCGGAGGAAGUAAUGGCGAACAUAGAAGCUGAAGCAGUCGAUUUCGAGCCUGAGGAGGACGACCUCAUGGACGAAGACGUCGGAGCAUCUGAUCUCUCCCCACGCGCUGGUCAUCCAAGGCUUAGGUCAGCUAUCGCCGGAGCAAACGACGAAUCGGCGAAUAGGAAGACCAAAGGCCGCGGAUUUCGCGAGGAGAAAGAUUCCGAUCGCCAGCGCCGCCUCUCCUCCCGCGACUUCGAAUCUCUCGGUUCCGAUGGCGGUCCUGGCCCUCAGCGAUCCAUUGAGGGGUGGAUUGUUUUGGUCACUGGAGUUCAUGAGGAAGCACAGGAGGAUGAUAUCUCCAAUGCUUUUGGUGAUUUUGGCGAGAUUAAGAGUCUGCAUCUCAAUCUCGAUCGCCGUACUGGUUUUGUCAAGGGCUAUGCUUUGAUUGAAUACGAGAAGAGUGAAGAAGCACAGAGUGCUAUCAAAGCAAUGAAUGGUGCUGAGCUUCUGACCAAGAAUGUCAGCGUUGACUGGGCCUUUAGCAAUGGACCAAACAAUGCUGGAUCUUACAGGAGAAGGAACAUGAGGUCGGGGAGGUCACAACGGUCACGAAGCCCGAGAAGACGUUUCUGACUGUAUGAUUUAGAGUUGUCUCCACAUCUCUCUGUAUUUUGGAUUCUCUAUCUGUAACUCGAGAGUGUUUCGACUCUUCUUUUUAUUGGUUAAGUAGGUUUGGUUGUUUUCAACGUUGUGUAAUCUUAUGCAUAUGGGUUGUUGUGUUUUUAACACCAUGAGAUAUGUUUUAAUUCUGGUUUGGGAGAAGAUGAAAAACAUUGGUUGAGCAAGAUGCUUUUAAUUCAUUAUCUCUA